Messenger RNA from Botrytis cinerea B05.10, 1655 nucleotides. RefSeq lists its product as hypothetical. The coding region runs from base 323 to 1519 and encodes 398 amino acids. The record is from RefSeq and is a predicted model, not a curated record. The transcript is spliced from 3 exons. Lineage: Eukaryota; Fungi; Ascomycota; Leotiomycetes; Helotiales; Sclerotiniaceae.
GAUUGGUGCAGUUGGGAGUUUUAUAAAGUCUUGCCACAUUCUUACUUGUGUUGGACCUACUUGCGAUGCAUCCCGCAGUGUGUCUAUUUGUUUGAUGGCCGUGUUUAUUCUUUGAGUUUAGAGAUACGAGCCAGAAUGAAUCAGAAUGAGUCAUGAUCUUCGUGGGUGAAACUAAAUCGCUGCCAUUGCCUGACAACGGCAACCACAAUUCCAAUCAACGAUUCUAUUAUCCCUUGACAGGUAUAAAUGGGCAAACUCAUAACAUUACGAACGGUUGAUUAUAUUCUCAUGCCAAUUUUUGUUCUUGUGCUUCAAUUCUGCAAUGUCAUCAUCUCCUAAGAAAAAUGCACUCAUCUUUGGUGCGACUGGUCUCAUCGGUUGGGGAAUCGUCAAUGAACUUCUCUCGAGCUACCCUCAACCCGGCGUUUUCUCAAUGAUUACUGCAGUAGCAAAUCGUCCAAUUUCUGCAAUUGAUACACACUGGCCAGAAGGGUCCCCACAGAUGCCAGAGCUACAGGUCGUGACAGGAAUCAAUUUGUUGGAGGGGACAUCGGAAGAUUUAGCAAUGCAGCUCAAGGAUUGUGUGAAAGAUGUGGGUAGUAUCACGCACGUUUUCUAUACUGUCUUCGUCCCAAUCAACGAGGACUAUAUCAAGGAAGCCGAAACAAACUCUGCUAUGAUGCUACGGGUUGCCGAAGCCGUCAACAGCCUCUGUCAAAAUCUGGAGUCUUUUGUAUAUAUGGGUGGAACAAGGGGCUACGGCAUCUACAUCCCAAACGGUAGCUUCACAGCACCACUCGAGGAAAGCAUGGCAGAUAACUUGUCUUCUGACUACGCCAAAACAGUCGCAUACCCAGGAUACAGACGUGUUCUUACAGAGGCAAGCAAAGAUCGGUGUUGGAAGUGGUCUGAAAUAUGUCCGGAUGCUGUUGUUGGGUUCAGUCCAAUCGGGUCCAAUUUCUCACUCGCCUUACACUGGGCUCAAUAUCUUUCGUUAUACUCAUACAAUCAUAAUAUACGUGAGCCAGCCGAUUAUGGUAAGGUUCAAGUUGCCUUUCCCGGAUCUGAGGGCGGGUACAAUGCAUUGUUCACGCCUGUCUCGACACAGAGUUUAGGCCGCAUCUCAAUUCAUGCUUCUCUCAAUUCUGAUAGGUGUGGCGGAAGGAUCCUGAAUGCAGUUGAUCAUGGUAGUCCGACUACGUUUCGUGAGCUGUGGCCAAAGAUCACUGGGUGGUUUGGUCUUCAGGGUGUCGGUCCUGCUAAAGAAUGUCAACUCAAACCAAGUGAGUACAUAGAUAAAUACAGGUCACUCUUUGAAGACAAUGGAAAACCGAAGGCAGUCAGCGCUGGAGUUGGUGUGGGGAAUAGGCAGCUCGAUAGUGUCGGUUGGUGGUUGGAAUUCGAUCGACAACUGAGCCCGGACAGGCUGAGAGCGUCAGGUUUUGAGGAGGAAAGUGACCCCAUUCAGGGUUGGCUGGAGGCUUUUGAGAAAUUCAGAGCAGCUGGCAUAAUUCUUUAGUCAGAUACUGACUCUUUGUGCUACUAAGAGUAGAGUAAAAAAUUGCAUUUUAUGUGUUGCUGACAUGUAAGAUCUUAUAUUGAAGAGGUACCAAACAUAAAUUAAAGACUCUUGAUUCCGUCUCACAUGUCGACUA